Molecule: messenger RNA, 1557 nt
Organism: Anopheles marshallii
Lineage: Eukaryota; Metazoa; Arthropoda; Insecta; Diptera; Culicidae
Product: zinc finger protein with KRAB and SCAN domains 8-like
Exons: 3
Coding region: 1-1557 (518 amino acids)
Biological process (GO): regulation of transcription by RNA polymerase II
Cellular component (GO): nucleus
Molecular function (GO): RNA polymerase II cis-regulatory region sequence-specific DNA binding; zinc ion binding; DNA-binding transcription factor activity
Source: RefSeq, a predicted model, not a curated record
AUGGAUGAGGAAGUGCUACUAUCUCCCGGCUGUCGAUGUUGUUUAACAGAAGAGAAGGAUAUGAUCUAUGUGUUCGAUACGCUAGAUGAAUUUAAUUCGACCAUCAGCGACCUAAUCGCCCGAAAUGGUGCUAUAGCGAUAUCUGAAAAUGAUGCCUUUUCCAAGUACAUUUGUGGCAACUGUCUUAAUGAUGUAGCGAUUGCCGAACGCUUUGUUCUACGUUGCCAAAAGACUAACGAUCUGUUGAUGAACCUCAUCUCAAACGAUGCGCAGAGCAGCAGUGAAAUAGCUGAUAUGACAAUAGAAGACGAUACUUAUGGUGAUUUGGCUAAUGAAAAUGUAUCUUAUGAGCUCGUACCAUCAGCACCACAUUCACCCCUAUUUGAAGAAGAAACCCCCGUCAAGGAAGAGCAAACGGUCGAUAUAUUCCAUCAGCUUGACGAUGGCACUGAUACAGCGAAAGAUGUCGAAAUCACUGAUACAAAAACGGCCGGGUUGUUGUUGUGCAUACAGCAGCAAGAAGAUGGUAGAAUAAUUGAGGAGUAUAUAGAUGAGUCGAAACAUGUUCAACUGCUUUAUACUAGCGAUACCCAAACCGAGAACGAUUUUCUGUACAAGGAAGAAACAAACGACCCCAGUGAAGACCUGUGCGAUGAGGUAUACGAGGAACAGGAGAAUGGUGAUACAUUUGAAGUAAUUCAAGCGAUAGACGAAGCAAACAUCGGUGGCAUUGAGUAUGGAUCUGAUGCAGAUAGUGUCGGUAUCGCGAACGAUUUGAAAUACAGCUGUGAACAGUGUGGGGCAAGUUUCGUCACCAUGAAACACUACGCUCGUCACCUGCUAUCGCACAGCAUUUUUGCAUGUGAAGAAUGUUUGAAAAGAUUCGACAGCUCGCAAACACUAAAAUCACAUCAAACCCGUUGUUUGCAAAGUGCUGACCAUGCAAAAAGUGUCUUCAGCGAUCAAAACAUACCGGACUGUUUGGAUCAACGGCCACAGAAAAAACUCUUCAUCUGUUCGUUCUGCGACAAACGGUGGGUUUCACAAUCCGCACUCACGGCACAUCUGCGAACACAUACUGGUGAACGGCCGUUCGGUUGUCGGCACUGCUCCAAGCGCUUUAAAACGUUGGCCGCAUUGGAUUUGCACGAACGGCGACAUUCCGGCACUAAACCGUACUCAUGCCUCGUAUGCGACAAACGGUUCACCGAGAGCAGCAAUCUAAAGGUACAUAUGCGACGACACACGAAUGAAAAAUCGCACGUAUGCACAGUGUGUAAUCGUGCAUUUGCACGUGUGUUUCUACUGCAACUGCACAUGCGAACGCACACCGGUGAGAAACCGUAUGAAUGUGAAAUAUGUGAGCGAAAAUUUUCUCAACAAUGUGACCUAACGGCACACCGACGAAUUCACACCGGUGAGCGCCCGUACGUUUGUAACAUCUGCGGCAAAGCUUUCGCUAAAAGCAAUGCAGUCGCACAACAUCUCAAGAUCCACCAGAAGCAUCUCUUACUGGAACCGAGCGUAAAAGGCACGGAGGAAUACAUCACGGGAUGA